AUGAGGUCCGCCUUGGCUGCGUGCGUCCUCUCGUCCUGGGCCCAUGGCGCCUCCGCCCUGCUGGAAGGCUUCGGCCGUACGUCGUACGACCCUCUGUGCGCCGAGUCCUGUCUGCGGUCUUUCACUUCUCUCAUGCUGCCAUGUACGGAGAUGGAGGGUGAUAGCAUGGGGAUGAUGGUCACCUCCCCGUCCUGCCGAGCCGAAAACACUCCUUUCCUCACAUCAGUGGCAUGGUGCAUGAGUGACAAGUGCGUCAACGUUCCAGCAUCCAAGCUCGAGGCGUACUGGGAAGAUUGGGUCACAGGCGACAAAGCGAUUCAGCCCAAAUGGACCUUUUCUGAAGCUCUCUUCAAGGUCGACCCAAGGCCGCCUGUUCUCGAACUAAAGAGUUCCGAUACGACUCUCAAUGCCUCCUCGAUUGUUGCGCCGACGACUUAUCUUAGUCAAUGGAACGUACUGGGAGAAGUCCGCGAUGAGACGGCGAUCGAAUCAAAGUACAGCGUUGCUCUGGUCGUUGUAUCUGUCGGCUUGCCCGUCCUCACCACAUGGCUUGGGUAUCUACCUUGGAUCCCGGACGCCUUCGAUAAGCUGAAGCCAUAUGUGGUGUAUCCAAGUACGAUUGGUACAUACUCCGUUCGCCCGCUGCCAUUCCUACUUGGCAAUGCCCCGACAACAGGCCAAGGGAUAUACAUCACACUCUUCAUCGUUCUCAAUGUCGUCUUCACGGCCGUCGAGUACCAUAUCCGGCAGCCAAACGCUUGGUUUGCAAACGCUUGGCAUGAGCUCAUAGCAUUCCUCUUGUACCGCACGGGGUCUUUUGCCUUUGCACUUCUUCCUGUCCUGAUUCUCUUCGCGUCAAGGAACAAUGUGCUCCUGUGGCUCGCAAACUGGUCUCACUCGACAUACCUCCUCCUUCACAGAUGGGUCGGCCGCAUGUUCGCGCUCUAUGCGGUGCUGCAUUCGAUAUUUGGCCUUCUGACGUAUAAGCAGUACGAGAAUACGGUCUGGUGGAAAUGGGGGGCGGCCGCAACCGUGUGCAGCGUAGCUCUAUGGCUGGGAAGUGGGCUUUAUGUCCGUCGCGCCAACUACGAGAUCUUCCUCGUCUCUCACAUUGUGCUGUCGGUUGUUGUCGUCGUUGGCUGCUGGUACCACUUGGUACUUUGGUAUGAGUCCAUGGGCAUGCAUCUUCCGGGCUAUACAUCUGGUUACGAAGAUUGGCUGUACACCGCCAUCGCCGUGUGGUUUGCAGAUCGACUCGUGCGCGUGGUCCGGGUUCUCAGGUCGGGUAUCAGGAGGUCGGUCGUCACUGACCUGGGCGCUGGCUAUGUUCGCGUCGACAUACCUGGGAUCCGUUGGGGCGUGGAACCUGGGAAACAUGUCUAUGCCUACUUUCCCACACUCAGCCCUCUUCGACCAUGGGAGAACCAUCCUUUCUCCAUUGUUCCGACGGCAAUCUUUGGUCAAAGCAAUCGGUCCAGCAACUCCAAGGAGCUCAGUGGAUCGCCAAGUCCCAGUGCGCAUCGAGAUGAAGAGAGCCUCAAGCAAGCAGCAGGCGUGACAUUGCUGAUCAAGAAAUCAGCUGGCAUUACCAAACAUCUCGAGCGUCACAGCGGCCUCCUCACUCUGCUCGAAGGCCCUUAUGCCAGCGGAGAUCCGAAAGACCUCCUACGAUGCGAUCGACUCGUUCUGAUAGGUGGAGGAAUAGGCAUUACAAGCUUGCUUCCCUGGGCAUACAACCACUGGAACGUCAGAGUCGUCUGGAGCGUCAAGGACUCUGCGGCUUGUCUCGUUGAUGAGGUCAAGGGGGCCUUGGAUACGUCGAGCAUUACACAAAAGGACAUACGCAUUGGGAGCAGAUUCAGUGUGGCCGAGGUCAUUGAGGAAGAGGCAAGUCUCGGAUGGCACAAGGUGGGCGUGAUUGUGUCUGGACCUGGAUCCCUUUGUGACGACGUGAGGGCAGCGGUAUCGUUGACGGGCAGGGCUGGUCACACCAAGUUCCACCUUGAGGUUGAUGCCUACUCGUGGUAG
Messenger RNA from Trichoderma citrinoviride, 2028 nucleotides. Its product is annotated as ferric reductase-like transmembrane component. The transcript is spliced from 3 exons. Bases 1 to 2028 code for a protein of 675 amino acids. NCBI's taxonomy places the organism in Eukaryota, Fungi, Ascomycota, Sordariomycetes, Hypocreales, Hypocreaceae. The record is from RefSeq and is a predicted model, not a curated record. Gene Ontology annotation, cellular component: plasma membrane. Gene Ontology annotation, molecular function: ferric-chelate reductase activity. Gene Ontology annotation, biological process: copper ion import; iron ion transport; intracellular iron ion homeostasis.